Messenger RNA from Selaginella moellendorffii, 1461 nucleotides. Its product is annotated as protein SHORT-ROOT. Bases 16 to 1428 code for a protein of 470 amino acids. The record is from RefSeq and is a predicted model, not a curated record. Gene Ontology annotation, biological process: regulation of DNA-templated transcription. The transcript has a single exon. Lineage: Eukaryota; Viridiplantae; Streptophyta; Lycopodiopsida; Selaginellales; Selaginellaceae. Gene Ontology annotation, cellular component: nucleus. Gene Ontology annotation, molecular function: sequence-specific DNA binding; DNA-binding transcription factor activity.
AUUUAGCUCCUGUGCAUGGAAAAAGGAUUGAGUGAUCACCAGUCUCCCGAGCAGUCCUCCAUGCCUCCCACAACAAGUCUGGCUUAUGGCUUGGCAGACGAACACAUCUCCGGAGAUCCGUCCAGGAAGCAUUUGGUCUCGUCCGGCAAGCCACCGCUGUAUCUCCGAGAAGAAAGCCCAUCAGCACCAACAACACAAAGAACGUCCUCACCUCAGAUGGAUCAGAGUGACAGGAUCGAGCUCACACAGCUCCCCGCGUUGCAGCGAGGCGACGGCCGCUGGGCAGCAAGUCUGUUGAUCGAGUGCGCAGCAGCAGUCGUCCAGAAAGACGCUGCUCGAGUCCAGCAUUUCAUGUGGAUGCUCAACGAACUUGCUUCUCCAUACGGGGACUUCGACCAGCGGCUAGCAUCGUGCUUCCUCCAGGGACUCUUCUGCCGGAUCACCGGGACGGGCUCCCGCCAACACCGAGUGCUGUGCUCCGCGGCGGAGAGACAGUGCCUCUUCGAUCCAAUGCGCAAGAUGAUGCUCAAGUUCCAAGAGAUGAGCCCCUGGACAACUUUCGGUCACGUCGCGGCCAACGGAGCUCUUAUGGAAGCCGUGGAAGGCGAGUUUCGCGUCCACAUCCUGGACGUGAGCAGCACCAUGUGUACCCAGUGGCCGACUUUGCUGGAAGCUCUUGCCACCCGCUCGGACGGAGCUCCACACCUGAGACUGACGAGCAUUCUGGUAAGCUCCGAGGAGGCGGUCGUCAAAGUCAUGACCGAGGUCGGUGCUCGCCUCCGAAAGUUUGCAAGGCUCAUGGGAGUCCCGUUCGAGUUUCGGCUCCUCCAGCAGCCGGAGCUCGAGCUGCUCGACGUCGCUACCAUCCAGCCUCGAGCCGGAGAAGCGCUCAUUGUCAACUGUAUUCACUCGCUACACAAUGUGUCCGAGAGGCCGCCUCCUUCUUCCUCGUCUUCCGCUGCUUCUCCACGAGAUCUAGUCCUCAACACCUUCCGGAGCCUGAAUCCCAAGCUCGUGAUCAUCGCAGACGACGAAGCCGACCUCAUAUCUCGAGGAGACUUCAUGAGCCGAUUCGUGGAAGCAGUCCGCUACUAUUCCCUCUUCUUCGAGUCUGUGGAGGAGAGUUUCCCGAGAACGAGCAACGAGAGGCUGAUGCUGGAGAGAAUUGUGUCACGGAAGAUCGUCAACCUGUUAGCCUGUGACGAAGCGAGCAUCUCAGAGAGGCAGGAAAAGAGUAGCCAGUGGGUGAUGAGGAUGCGGAGAGCCGGCUUCGCGCUCGCAAAGUUCAGUGACGAUGUAGCUGAUGACGCUCGGGCGCUGCUCAAGCGGUACAAGGAAGGCUGGGGAUACACCAACACCGACGUUGGCCUCUUUCUCACUUGGAAGGAGCAGCCCACUGUGUUUGCCACCUCUUGGAAACCAUUCUGAGAGCCUGUAUAAAUCCAAAAGAUUUUCCCCCGA